UGAUGAAAGUUUCGCCUACAUAACAGAAUUCUUCAGUCAAAUACAAAGGCAGCAGUAGAAAUGAAACAGAGAUGAUGUAGUCAGUCCAUCAACCUUGAAGAAAAAGUGUUGUGUUAUCCCAGGUUCUCUACACAUGCUGCUAUGUAUGAUAAUUCUAUGUAACUUUGUGUAUACCUGAAUAAACUUACUUACAAGGUUGAUGAAUGACGCCCCUCAAGGAAGGUUCCUUGAUGCUGGUGAGAGGCUCUUGAUCUAGGAAACUGGAUCUGUGCUCCAGUUUCCUAAAUUAACCCUGAAUACCUUCCAUUUCCCCCCCCCCCCCAACAGGCGCUGUAUAAUCAUACGGGUUUAGCGCUUCCCCUUUAUAAUGAUAAUAAUAAUAAUGGAUGACUACAUCUCUGUUUCACUUCAACUGCUGCCUUUGUAUUUGAAGAAGUCUACUGUGUAGGCGAAAUGUUGAAUCAAUAAAGAUACCCAACUGUUGCACCUGUGUCUUAAUCUUUAACUUGUGGGUAUUUUCUAGCAUUUUGAGCAGCAACAGUGUCCAUCAUACAGGCUGAGUGAGAUGAGAAAAUAAAAAUGGAGGCAGCUCAUCAGCAGACGUUUGAAGAUUCUUACAAAUAUAAUGCUGUAUAUCCUUGUGGAGAGCUGACCAGUGAAAGAGCUUAUGUACUGCAACCUGACAGGGAAAGAAGAUAUUUUGUGAGGAUUACAGAGAAUGAAGAAAGGGAACCAGUGUCAGUUGUUAAGAAUAAUGAGACAAGUUGUGCUGAAGAAAGGGAACCAGUGUCAUUUGUUGAAAACGAAGAGGCAAGUGAUGGUGAAGAAAGAAGACCAGUGUCAGUCAGAAUUAAAACUACAACACAUCAUGAUGAUUAUGAGAACGUUGUGUCAGAAACAGGAGGACAUUCACACAGAAAGAGAGACUACUGUGAGAGAGAGAGAAAUACUG
Messenger RNA from Cherax quadricarinatus, 952 nucleotides. Lineage: Eukaryota; Metazoa; Arthropoda; Malacostraca; Decapoda; Parastacidae. The record is from RefSeq and is a predicted model, not a curated record.